Molecule: messenger RNA, 3308 nt
Organism: Dichomitus squalens LYAD-421 SS1
Lineage: Eukaryota; Fungi; Basidiomycota; Agaricomycetes; Polyporales; Polyporaceae
Exons: 5
Coding region: 41-3067 (1008 amino acids)
Biological process (GO): copper ion import; intracellular iron ion homeostasis; iron ion transport
Cellular component (GO): plasma membrane
Molecular function (GO): ferric-chelate reductase activity
Source: RefSeq, a predicted model, not a curated record
CUUAAAAUCCCUUGGAGGAUCGUCCGGGCUCUGUCGCCCCAUGGCAUCCACCGCUUCCUCGCGGCCCGCCAAUCCCACCUCUCCUUCCUACUCAGAUGACCUCGAGUUCGUAACUGCUUAUCUUACCGUCCACGCUCUCAGCGACGCCAGUCAUGUGUACGCAUAUCUGCUUUGGAUAGCCCUAGGCUCCCUCCUCCUCUUCUGGUCAACCUUCCAUCAUCUCCAUCUUCGCGGAGGCUAUCUGGGCGCCCUCUGGUCCAAAUGGGCAUUGCGACGGCGAACCUGGAGGAAGAAGCACAGUCUCGCCGUCGCGAAAGCGAAGGGUCAGCCCCAUCGACAACCUUACUCCUUCCCCUCCAACGCGCAGAUAUUCACCGUUUGCCUCGUUGCUAUCUGUACUCUUGUGGUCUCUUUCGUCGGCCCUGACAACCUCGCUCCCGGCUCCUACUUGUGGACUUUGAGCAAAUAUCCUCAUGCUACUACCUCCGGCUUUGCCAAGCGCGAGUACACUAUGGACCAGUUCAUGCAGUUCCAGCCUCAGUACACUAUCCCUAAGGCCUGGUGGACCAUGGGUGAUCGUACUGGUAUGAUCGCGUUUGCGCUUUUCCCCCUCUGUGUCCUCUUCGCCUUGAAGUCCCCUCCCUUCGCUAUACUCUCCAUGUCCCUCACCGUCCAGGUGUUCUGCGACAAGCUGAUGUUACUCCACAAGUGGACGGCUCUGCUUAUUUAUCUUCUCACUGUCCUUCAUGUCGCUUUCUGGAGCGUACAACUAUUCAUAGACCAUCGUAACGGGAAGAUUGCGUAUUUCUACGCAUGGCAAUAUGAGAAAUUCCUUUUCGCCUGGAUCGCAUUUGGUUGCAUGACCCUGGUCUUCUUGCUUUCCAUCGGGCCCUUUAGGAAGAGGCACUAUGAGGCGUUCUGGUUCCUACACAUCCUCUUCGUCCCCCUCACCAUUGUUAUGGCCGCAUUGCAUCAUCCUCCGGUAUGGUGGUGGUGUUGGGCCGCCUUGGCUCUCUGGGUCGGGGAGCGCACAUGGCGGUUUACGUGGUGGCUCUACACAAAUGGUUUCGUCGGAGCGAAAUCUGCAGCCCCCUCAAGCAAGCUUCGGAAGGCCCAGUCUCAAGACAAGGAUCCUGCUCCUGGGCAGCCACCGAAAGUGGAGGGCGGUUAUCCCUACCCGCCCACCCUCCCGUCGUCCGCACCAGGACUCGACCAGUAUCCCCCAAUCGUUCAGCUUCCUGGCGUUGGACUGUCUCUUCCGACGGAUUACGUUCCCCCUCCCGGUUUCGCCCACGCGGAACUUCUCCCUGGGCGCACCGUCCGCCUACGCAUCGUAACGCCCGGAUACCUGACCUGGGCACCUGGCCAGCACUUUCUCAUUUCCGUCCUGGCCGUAACACGCUUCACGACGCACCCGUUCACUACGGCGUCCAUCUGUGACGAACAGAACCAGUAUGACGACGGCCGCGUGCUCGUCUUCAUCAUCCGGGCGAAGAACGGGUGGACGAAGGACCUCUGGGACACCAUCGCGAUGAUGCACGCGCGGGGGCAGCAGUGUCUACGGGAGGAGCAUGUGCCGCGCUGCGAGAUGCCGGAGCGCGGGGUGCUGCUGCGCGCAUGCGUCGACGGGCCGUUCGGGUCGUCCGCGCGCGCGUCGUGGGGAGAGUACUCGUCGGUGGUGAUCGUGGCUGGCGGGUCGGGGGUGAGCUAUGCGCUCUCGAUCCUGCAGUACAUCUGCCUGUGCAUGGCCGGGCGCGAUGGGCGGUUCCUGGGAGGGAGGAAGGGUGGCUUCGGGCAACCUGGGUAUAAGACGAGCCGGGUGCGGUUUCUCUGGCUUAUCCGCGAGUUCGGCCAUAUCCAGUGGUGCGCACCUACUCUUCGGAGAUGUCUGGACAUGAUCUCGCCUUCGGAGCUGCAGAUCGACAUUUUCGUGACGAACGUCAAGCCUGUGCCGCAGCCGAACCUUGCGACGACGCCCUCCCGUAUCUCGUUUGCUCUUCUGCCCCACAAGCAGGAGUUAGAGCCACCGCGGCCCGAAUUCGCUCGCCCCAAGUCGAUCUCGUCUCUCUCAUCGGACGAGAGCGGCGAGGACAGCGACGUUGACCUGAGCUACUACACCGGCUUCGUACAAGACGAGGGCGAGCUUGGGCACGAAGAGCACGUGCUCGACCUGACGAACUUCGAGGGUGACAACGACGCAGCCAUGCCCGGGGAGGCUCAGUUCAACCUCUCGAUCAAGAACGAGGGCAGAUCGCGUCGGUUCCUCUCGCGGAGAGCGUCGACCGCGCUCCAGGCGAAGGAGCAGCUCACGCAACGCGCAUCACAGUUGGACUUCGAGGGCCCUAGUCAUUCCUCGGUCCAGCUCGUGAGGAAGCCACAUCCUAUCCCGCCCAUCGACACGAGCCUACCGCCUCCUGUCCGUGUUAGCGUGGGCAGCCCAGGGUCGAGAGCGUCUAGCAGCAGCGACUUAGGAACACGGCGCCCCGAGAGCCAGAGUACGGACGGACGACAUGACAGCUACUCGAGCCAGACGAGCCUGCGGAAGACGCCGACGAGCGCGGCGCCCCUCGUUGGGGGCAGUAUGCAGACCCAGCUGCCCCCGAUCCAGACGCGCAACCUCACAGGCGCCCCUGGGCGGAAACGCUUCUCACACCUCUCGACGCUCUCGGAGCGCACGGACCUGCUCCCUACCCCUACUACCUCGGUGACUCCCCGCUCAACGUCGAGGCUGAGCCAGUGGACGGACACGGACAGCUUCGCGGCGCUCGUGCCGCGGGGGGAGGUGGAGAGCGUGCGGGAGCAGCUGCGGCUGAACUUGGACGAGCAGGAGGCGGAGGACGUUGGGAUCGUGGCGGAGCAUGCGAGGCCGGGGAAGCCGAAGUUGGAGCGGAUACUGGCAGACGAGGUCGAGCGGGCGAAGGGCGCGAUCGCUGUCGCAUGUUGUGGUCCGACGUCUCUGGAUGCUAUGAUUCGCAAGAUCGUCGCAGCUCAAAUCGACCCUCAGAAGGUCAAGCGGGGCGACAUGCGAGGCUCGAUUGCGCUUUUCUCGGAGGAGUUCUCGUAUUGAACGACUUCGUCUUGGACUCUUCGCCUGCUUCAUCACUUUCCUUCUGCUCUAGAACUAUCAUACGCGUUGCGAGGCGUCUUACCAUCUCGCCAUCGUUCGUAGUUGGACACCUGAACACUUUCACGGAUCGCAUCUACCAUUUGGACGGCUUGUUCUGCAUCGUCGUACGUACAUUAUCACUCGCACAACACAACACUGUAUUUCUAUCAUUGUUAUCCUCCGUACUCUGUUUCGAUCUGUU